AUGAUAAAUUGCGUCGCUAUCAUAACACAGAACGGUAGGAUUUUGAUAGUCAGGCGCUUCACACAUUCGAGCGACUCAAAUAUUGAGGGCCAUUUGGGCGCUUUUCCACAAUUAGUUAAGAACUCAGGACAUAACUACAUUGAUACAGAAACAUCAAGGCUUGUAUAUCAAGAAGUCGGUGAUUUAUAUGUAAUUAUAUCUGUUUCGAAAGAUACAAAUAUAAUUGAAGCGUUAGAUGCUGUUACAUUAUUUGUCGACGUUACAAGAUCAGUUGUUGGCGAAAUAGUUGAAGAUAAAAUUAUAGUUAACGCUAUUGAUCUCAUAUUCGCAUAUGAUGAAUGCGUUUUCGAUGGAUUUGUACGAAAUAUCAUUGUUUCUGAUGUUUCUCGCUUUCUCAAAAUGGAAUCAGCUACAGAAGCCGCCUAUCUCAAGGAACUCGAAGCUAAAGUUGCCCAACAAAGAGAAGCAAUCAAAGCACACGAAGCUUCAGUCAAAGGAAAACCUAUUCCUCAGAGUCAAACAUUUACUCGCCAAACGGAAUUCCAGCCGUCAUUCGCAUCUCAAAACGAGUUCGAACCUUCACCUUCAACUUAUUCUACUCCAAAAACUACAGGAAUGCAGCUCGGCAAAGGCAUGAGGACAUCAAAAGCACGUGCAAAAGCCGUUAUGGCGGAAGAAGGUCUUACAAUGCAAGAGGAAGCUGAGCCUGUUCAAAAACCAGUUGAAAAUACAGGAUUUCAAAUCCAGUUCGAAGAGAAAUUCAAUGCAACUGUCAGUCGCCAAGGCAUAGUUAGCGAAAUCUCAUGGGAUGGAAGACUUUACGCGAAUUCAAAUCAGAAAUGUAAAAGACAAAUUGCACUUCAAAUGCCAGAAACCAACAAAUUCCUACUUAGACCAAUGCAGCAAGCCGAUAAGAAAUUAUUUACAAACAGCAAAUGUCUUGUUUACGAUAAUAUUACAACUGGAUUUCAACCAGGCGUUAGAGGAGCUAUUUUUGGGUGGAAGAGAUCCUCCAAGUCUGCUGAUGAUCUUCCAAUAAAGGUAACAUGCUGGGUUACUCAAGCUUCCCCUUCAUCUACAUUUUCAGGCGAAAUUUCACUUAAAGCAACAGAUAAAGAGUUUUCCGACUUGACAAUAAAGAUACCAAUAGAAAACGCUGACAGAGCAAACGUCAGUUCCAUUGAUGGCGAAUACGAAAUUAUUGUUGAUAAAUCUGUUGGAAAAUCAUUCCUUUUGUGGAAAGUAAGUGAACUGAAUAUGGAUAAUGACCAUGCUGAAAUAGAAUUUUCGAUUCAAGUAGAUCUCGAAGAAGACAGGUUCUUCCCUAUUGUUGUUAACUUUAAUAUUUCAGAAAUAUUCUGCCCAUUGGAUGUCGUUGACGUUACUUCGCUUGAUGACGAAGAUAAUGGCGAACAAAUCAAAUAUACUGUUACUAAGAAUUGUACUGCAAAUAAGUUUGAAAUAGAAUAA
Messenger RNA from Trichomonas vaginalis G3, 1470 nucleotides. Its product is annotated as retrograde vesicle-mediated transport, Golgi to ER. The coding region runs from base 1 to 1470 and encodes 489 amino acids. Gene Ontology annotation, cellular component: cytosol; COPI vesicle coat. The transcript has a single exon. The record is from RefSeq and is a predicted model, not a curated record. NCBI's taxonomy places the organism in Eukaryota, Parabasalia, Trichomonadida, Trichomonadidae. Gene Ontology annotation, biological process: retrograde vesicle-mediated transport, Golgi to endoplasmic reticulum; endoplasmic reticulum to Golgi vesicle-mediated transport; Golgi localization.